Messenger RNA from Topomyia yanbarensis, 1530 nucleotides. RefSeq lists its product as uncharacterized. The transcript is spliced from 6 exons. Lineage: Eukaryota; Metazoa; Arthropoda; Insecta; Diptera; Culicidae. Bases 186 to 1226 code for a protein of 346 amino acids. The record is from RefSeq and is a predicted model, not a curated record.
UUUCUCUUUCGUUUACUACCAACAUCUGUGAUUGGCGUGUAACGGUUUGUCCGGAAUUUCCAUUCAAAGUGGAUUUUGACAGUUGGCUUUUAGGCCGUAAUCAUAUGUUUGUCGAGAAUUUUCAUGCAUUUUCUAGCAUAUACUUCUAGUAAAUAUUCAAUUAGUGGAUAGACCGAAUACGUCCAAUGCACAAAAUUUGCAGCAGAAGAAACGAGAGGCAGAUCAAAAAGUAUCCUUCUGUUGAUCAACAGCAUGCGGCAGCUGUUCAAAUCGUAAAAUUAUUUCCACAACUUAGUAAUACGCGAGUCACACCAACUGCUCCUGAUGAGUCAUUUUUCUUUUGGCGCAACGGAGGCAAGGAAAAGGGUGCUCAUACUGGCAUGAUAUUUCAUCGCAUCCGGAAUGUCAUCAAACAGCUACCUGCAGAAAAACAUAAAUAUAAUCGAGGAACUAUGCCUGUAGAAGAGUCCGUUUCAACUGAACUUGUAGAGCGGGCUCAAUUGCUCCGAGUAAUGCUUGCAUCGGCAUCAGUAGCAGAACAUAUUUGUGAUGAAAUGGACCGAUGCUUUCCAGUCCUCAAACUGUUAUUAAAAGAAAAGAAACCCGUUAAUGAUAUCUUGGAUAUGUUUCCACACCUGUGUUCAUAUGAAGGAUUGGUGAUUCGUCAAAUGUUUGAGAGAUUGUAUCCUAACAGAACAGAAGGUCUCAAAAUCGAGGAUGUCUUCUCUCAGUGUCUAUCUUAUUCACCGUCCAGAUUCUCUAGAGUAGAAGAUGAUCACAUUCGAGGAUGCUUGAGAAUAAUUUCUCAUAUGCCAAUUCGCGGACAAAAAAGAACGCUGGUAGGCUGUCCAACUGUAGGCGAAGAACAUUCGGCUUCAAUUUUAAUUCGUUGGAUUGGGGAGUGCUUAGAUACAUACAUGGCAUCCCCCGCAACUGAUUCCAAACUACACAUGGUGUGCGUAGCAAGCCCGAUGAAAAGAGGAAAUUAUGCCGUCAUUUGUGAGAAAAAAGUUAUAUUCGAGACUAACAAUUCUAUUCAUGCAGUGGAAAUUUUAUUCAAAUGCCACGCAGUUCUCGGAGUGGAGGUGCCACCUAAUUUUAGAAUGUUUUGGGACUUUCUGGCAUGUGCCAUAUAUAAUAUAAUUCCGCACAGUCAGAGGACAACUGUGAAUAGACUCGUCCAAACUUUUAUUGAAGUUUCCCGCGCACGUAUUGACAACAAAUAAAAGGACAACUUUUUUAUACAAUACUUACUAAAAACCAUAAAAUUUAAUAAACAGAAGUUUCUUUAAUUAUUAUUGUAAAAAUAUUCCAUAAGAAAAGAAAGACUGCAUUGUGUUGUAUCCAAAACAAAAUUUUGACGGCCAAUUUCUUCACUGGAUGUAAACCGGUUUAGUUCCAGUUCAAAUGCAACAAUCGAUCAUGAACCAAUUUAAAUAGGAAUCGGUUGUUGCAUUUCUUCUUACAGAAACCAUUCAGAAUUGCAAGUCAUAAUCCGGAUGGCUCCAGUCAGUAUUCCGGCUCCAGUGA